Molecule: messenger RNA, 1508 nt
Organism: Ambispora leptoticha
Lineage: Eukaryota; Fungi; Glomeromycota; Glomeromycetes; Archaeosporales; Ambisporaceae
Source: the annotation of a GenBank genome assembly
CUACAUCAACGACGACAAGUCCUACAUCGCCAUCAAAAACACAGCCAUCACCCACUGCUUCCGAUAUUCCCCGCGAAAAUAUAGCAGCACUUUGGCGUCAACGAGAGAAAGAACAGAAAAGUGAAUCGAUUAAACCUAGUCGUCCACCAUUACCACCAAAGAAAAAAACAGUCUUAGAUAAAUGGAAUGAACAAAAAGCAGUGACAGCAGCAGAAAGUGAUAAGAUAUCAACAGGGGCCGAUAAUUCUAAUGUGGGAAAAGUAAGUGGAAUAAUAAAAAAGAAAUCUUUAGAGACAAGCAGCAAAAACAAAGAAAAUGACAGUAGUAAAGUAUCAUUGACCACAACAAAAAGUACUACAUCGGUAACAUCAUCCAGUUCUGAAACUGAGACCGUUUCCGUAGAAAUUAAAGAAAAUGUUGAAAUUUCGCAGGAAGAGGAACAAAUAGAAAUUAGUGAGCGUGAAGGGACUGUUGUGCAAGAAACACAAAUUUCAAAAAAUAUAGAAGCUAAUGAAAAGGGAGUCGAUGCAUCUAAUCCUCCCGAAAUUCCAUCCGGCGGCAUAAAAAAGAAAAAUAAAAUAGCGGCAAUGUUCGAAGAGCAAGAACGAAAGAGACGAGAGGAAGAAGCUGCUGCAGCCGCUGCACGGCCAGUUCCCGGGCGUAAAGUGUUAAAUAAAUUGCCGUGGAUGCAAAAAGAAAAGGAUGAAAGUACGAGUAAUACAUUAGCUGCAGCACCACCUCCACCACGUAAAUUAAAUGCUGCUUUCCUUACUUCCACCGAAAACACCGAAUCCGAUUCAACUACAACUGAACCGCCCAAAUUAAAAACAGGUAAAAUCGAUUCAGCUAUCUCGCAACGACUCGAGAGUGUAUUCGGUAGUGGGAAAAUUCAGUUACCGGGUAUGGGACGUGGCAUUGGUAUAGGAGGGCGUAAAGUGCUCAUCAGUGCAGAGGAUGUAGAAGCUGAAGAAGGUGAAGAACGUGUUCGGGUGAUUCCAGGAUUAAAACGACCUGAUCUAGCAGAGCGAAAUUCUGAUGAAUCUAAAAAAGAACAUGAAGAAAAAAUAGAAAAUAAAGAUGCCGGGGAAGGAGGAUCGGCAGAAGAAAAGCACGAAAAGAAAACUUCAAAACCAUUAAGUCACAUAACAAAAGAUCGACCACGACGUCCAAAACCAGCUCGUGCGUUACCUCCACCCCCCAAAACAGAGAAAGUCGAUGACUCAAAAACAUCGGUUUCUGAUAAGACUGUAAUUGAGUCUUCGACAUUGACAACCGAGGAAGAAGCAAUCAAAGAAGAGAAACAGGAAGAAGGGGAAAUUGAAGAAGUUGAAAAGAAGGAAAUAGGUGAAGUAGUGAUCAUGAAUGAAGAGAAAGAGAUAGCUGAUGAUGUGGUGGUGAUGGCUGAAUCUGAAGAAAAGGAGAUGGCUGAUGAUGCGGUGGCGAUGGCUGAAUUUGAAGAAAAGGAGCUAGAUAAUGAGGUGAUAGUCAUUGAAAAUGUGACGAAUUAA